CAAGCCAGGAAGCGAUUGCAGCAUGAGCUCGAGGAUUACAGGAGUCAGAGGGCAAUGGACAUCGAAGACAAAGAAACCAGCAUGGAGCAGACGCGGAAGAAAUACCAGACCGAGUUCGCAACACUUACCCACGAACUGGACAUUGCUCGAGAGGAGAAACUCUUCAAGCAAGACGAAAACACCAGACUUCGAGAGGAGCUUGAGGAGCUUCGAUCAAAAUGGGACGAUGAAGUGCUCAACAGCUCCACUUGGUCGAAGGAGAAGGCUCGCCUGGAGUCUACUCUUUCUGAUCUUUCCGAAUCUCGCGAUGAAGCUAUCAAGGCUCAUACCAAUGCCCAAGACAAGAUUGUGUCGUUGAUGUCUCAACUUCAAGGCUUGCGAACAUCAAUGGAUGAUGUCGCUGCCGAGAGGGAUACUCUUCAGCGGGAGAAGCGCAGUCUCGAAGCUCGUCUAGAGGAAGCCAAAUCCGGGCUUGAAGAGCUCGCUCGUGGCGAUAGCCCUUCAUUGCGCAAUGCCGCUGGCAUGGAUCGCGAGAUCCUGGAGCUGAAGUCCAACCUAGCACAGCAAGAAGACAUUGUCGCAGCCGCAGUCGGCAAGAUGAAGCGCGCCGAAGCUCUAGCAUCCGAAAUGCAAAAAGACAUCGUCGCCGAGCGGGAGCAGACCGCCCAACUCAGCAAAGAGAAAGCCGCGCUCGAGAAAUCGCUCAUGGAAGUGCAAGUCCGGCUCGUGGACCUCGAGACCAAGGGGUACUCUAGCGCUAGCCAAGACGUCCGUUUCCUCCACGGCCGCGUCCAAGAGCUCGAAUCCCAGCUCGAAGCGCAAGAAACGGAGCGCAAUAAGUCGCAACGUUCGGUGCGCAACGUGGACCGCACGGUCAAAGAUCUACAGUUGCAGAUUGAGAGGCGAGAAAAAGCGAAUACGCAGCUGCAAGAGGACAUCGCGCGCGGGAGAGACAAGAUCGAGAAGCUGCUUAAGACAAUCGACGAGCUGCAGGUUUCUGAGUCUGAGGCUGGCCUUUCUGCUAGACGCGCCGAGAGAGCAGCAAAAGAAGAGGCGGCCAAGGCGUUGAGACUUGAGAGGGAAGUUGAGGGGCUGAAAAGUCUGGGAGGUAAGAAGGGCUUUGGCAGGAGCGAGAGUGUGUGGAGUUUGGCGAGUGGCAUGGGGCAUAUUAGACAUGAUUCCAGUGCGAGUCGGAUGAGCAGUGGCAUGGGACCUGGGACCGGAGCAGAGGAAAAUGGGAUCGAGGUCCCGAAGCGGAAGAGCAGUAUUACGAGGAAGGGGAGCAUGAGUAAGGGGUUUUUGUGAGGCGAGUGAGCGAAGUGAGGGAGAUUUGCGUGAGCGAAGUGGGCGGGCCUUGUUAAUUCUGGGAGACUGGGAGGU
Molecule: messenger RNA, 1380 nt
Organism: Hyaloscypha bicolor E
Lineage: Eukaryota; Fungi; Ascomycota; Leotiomycetes; Helotiales; Hyaloscyphaceae
Exons: 2
Coding region: 55-1305 (416 amino acids)
Source: RefSeq, a predicted model, not a curated record